This is a messenger RNA of Trichomonas vaginalis G3, 1554 nucleotides long. Its product is annotated as 2-iminoacetate synthase family. The transcript has a single exon. Gene Ontology annotation, molecular function: iron-sulfur cluster binding; catalytic activity. Lineage: Eukaryota; Parabasalia; Trichomonadida; Trichomonadidae. The coding region runs from base 1 to 1554 and encodes 517 amino acids. The record is from RefSeq and is a predicted model, not a curated record.
AUGUUGGCUUCAUUAAGUCGCUCCUACGGCAAGCUUAGAGCUGAUGUUUCUAAGACACUUUUCACAGGCACAAAGUGGUCUCCAGAACACGACAAGUACGAGAUUCCAAACCCAGAUGAAAUCAUCAAUGAGAAUGAAAUUAACGAAGCCUUAGUAGAAACCCGUGAUUACGGCAAGGACAAGGCCAGAGUUCGUGGUAUCCUCGAGAAGGCCAGAGAUAGAGCCACAUUAAAGGACGCUGUUGCCGGACCAUCAGAGUUCCUUCUUGGCUUAUCCAUCCAAGAAGCCGCUACACUUCUUAACGUUCCAAUAGAGGACUCAAAUCUUAUUCAGGAAAUCUACGAUACUGCCUUCUUCAUCAAGAAUCGUAUUUAUGGCAACAGAAUCGUUCUCUUUGCUCCACUUUACGUCGCCAACUUCUGCCAGUGCUCAUGCACAUACUGUGGCUAUCGUGGAACAAACACAACAAUCGAGCGUAACAAGUUAACACCAGAACAAGUCAAGAGAGAAGUCGAAUUCCUCGAAAAGAUGGGCCACAAGAGAAUCCUUAUGCUCACAGGUGAACACCCAACCUACACAUUCGACAACUUCCUCGAAGCUCUCAAGGCUGCUUCAUCUGUCAAGACAGGAAAGUCUGGUGAGAUCCGCCGUAUCAACGUCGAAAUCCCAACACUUUCUGUUACAGAUUUCAAGCGCCUUAAGGCUCUUGGCUGCGUUGGCACAUACACAUUAUUCCAGGAAACAUACCACCGCAAGUCCUUCAAGAAGUUCCACCCAUACGGUCCAAAGGCUGACUACGACUACCGUAUUACAUGCAUGGAUCGUGCCCAAAUCGGUAAAAUCGAUGAUGUUGGCUUUGGCGCCCUUCUUGGUCUUUAUGACCACAAGUUCGAAGGCCUUGCCCUCCUUCAGCACGCCAAGCACCUUGAUGAGAAGUUCGGAACAGGCCCACAUACAAUCUCAUUCCCAAGAAUCAGACCAGCCACAGGAACACCACUUUCCGAGCACCCACCACACGUUGUCAACGAUGAUGACUUCAAGCGCCUUAUCGCUGUUCUUCGUUGCGCUGUUCCAUACACAGGCAUGAUUAUUUCUACAAGAGAAUCCGCCAAGAUGCGUAAGGAACUCCUCAAGAUUGGUAUCUCCCAGAUCUCCGCUGCUUCCUCCACAGAAGUCGGCUCUUACAACAAGUCAACAGAUGGAAAGAAGGGCCAGUUCUCCAUCUACGACCACAGAUCUGCCGAUGAAGUUGUCCGCGACUUGAUGAAGGAUGGUUACGUCCCAUCAUGGUGCACAGCUUGCUACAGACUCGGCAGAACAGGCGAGGCCUUCAUGAAGUGGGCUAAGUCCGGCGAAAUCCACAACAACUGCCAUCCAAACGCUAUGUUCACACUCGCUGAGUAUCUCAUCGACUACGCUUCUGAGGAAACAAAGAAGAUCGGUUGGGAACUCAUCGCUAAGGAGGUCCAGAACAUCACAGACGAAAAGCGUCGUAAGGCUACACUUAGAAGACUCGACCUCAUCAAGAACGGAAAGCGUGAUCUUUACUUCUAA